This is a messenger RNA of Ixodes scapularis (black-legged tick), 1525 nucleotides long. Its product is annotated as P-selectin. The record is from RefSeq and is a predicted model, not a curated record. Bases 185 to 1525 code for a protein of 446 amino acids. Lineage: Eukaryota; Metazoa; Arthropoda; Arachnida; Ixodida; Ixodidae. The transcript has 8 exons.
ACAGACAUGUGAUGUGAAUAACUUUCUGAGCCGUGUACCUCCUGAAGUCGUCAUUGAAGCAAAUGCGUCGGAAGUUGCCGCUGGGACUGUCUAUCACGCCUUCUGUAAGAACACCGGUUACAUCUUCGAUGGACGGAGCAGAGUUGUCUGCAACGCCGACGGCAAGUGGGCUUUCGAUCCAAGCAUGAGGUGCAAUCGCUCGUGUGCUAUUCCACCUCUCGCACCAGGAGUAAACAUAGUGCGGCGGACUGCUGCAGAGAUGAGAUUUGCUUGCCAGAGAAACUUGGCACUCGAGGGUCCCGAACAGAUACAUUGCUCACGCACCGGAGAAUGGGACGCUAAGCCACCGUUAUGCGUCCAGCUUCAAACUACGCCGGCGCCGGGCUGUGAUGUGACCGACUUUCUCAUUGCGGUGCCCGACCUUGUCGUCAUUAAUGCGAGUGACUCGGAGGUAGCCUUGGGCGCUGUCUUCGAAGCAUUUUGCAAUUACGAAGGCUACAUCCUGGAGGGACGCAGCCAUGUUACGUGCAAAGCCAACGGAAUGUGGGACUUCGAUCCAAAAAUGACUUGUAUUCCCUCGUGUGCUAUUCCAUCUGUCGUACCAGGAGUAAAGGUAGUGUGGUGGACUGCGGCGAAGGUGAGAUUUGCUUGCCAAAGCAACUUGGCACUCGAGGGUCCCGAGCAGAUACAUUGCUCACGCACCGGAGAAUGGGACGCCAAGCCACCGGUAUGCGUCCAGCCUCAAAAGGAACAGACAUGUAAUGUGAAUAACUUUAAGAGCCGCGUACCUCCUGAAGUCGUCAUUGAAGAAAAUGCGCCAGAAGCUGCCGCAGGGACUGUGUAUCACGCCUUCUGUAAGAACACCGAUCACAUCUUCAAUGGACAGAGCAGAGUUUUCUGCAACGCCGACGGCACGUGGAGUUUCGAUGCAAGAAUGAGUUGUAUUCCUUCGUGUGCUAUUCCAUCUCUUGCACCAGGAGUAAAGGUAGUGUGGCGGACUACGGCGGGGGUGAGAUUUGGUUGCCAAAGCAACUUGGCACUCGAGGGUCCCGAGCAGAUACAUUGCUCACGCACCGGAGAAUGGGACGCCAAGCCACCGGUAUGCGUCCAGCCUCAAAAGGAACAGACAUGUAAUGUGAAUAACUUUCUGAGCCGUGUACCUCCUGAAGUCGUCAUUGAAGAAAAUGCGCCGGAAGCUGCCGCAGGGACUGUGUAUCACGCCUUCUGUAAGAACACCGAUCACAUGUUCAAUGGACAUAGCAGAGUUUUCUGCAACGCCGACGGCACGUGGAGUUUCGAUGCAAGAAUGAGUUGUGUAAAAGGUUGUCCCAACUUCGCGGACCAAGACGAAAGCCUCAUUAUAGAAGGUAUCCUUCCUACGUACCAGCUUGGGGACAGUAUCACCCUCAGCUGUCCAGGAGGAACUGAGCUGGACCCGCCCGUCGAGAGGAUAACCUGCCUGGGAGACCGGUGGUCCGAGACCAAGCUUCCUCAUUGUUCGGACAGGUUCCCUUUCAGAUUUUAA